Messenger RNA from Drosophila bipectinata, 1636 nucleotides. RefSeq names its product frizzled class receptor (gene fz). Gene Ontology annotation, cellular component: plasma membrane. The record is from RefSeq and is a predicted model, not a curated record. Gene Ontology annotation, biological process: non-canonical Wnt signaling pathway; canonical Wnt signaling pathway. Gene Ontology annotation, molecular function: Wnt receptor activity; Wnt-protein binding. NCBI's taxonomy places the organism in Eukaryota, Metazoa, Arthropoda, Insecta, Diptera, Drosophilidae.
UCCAUGACUGCGGUGCUCCCUGCCAUGCCAUGUUCUUCCCGGAGAGGGAGCGGACCGUGCUGCGCUACUGGGUCGGAUCCUGGGCGGCAGUCUGCGUAGCCAGUUGCCUGUUUACGGUGCUCACGUUCCUGAUUGACUCGUCGCGUUUUCGGUACCCGGAGCGGGCCAUCGUGUUCCUGGCGGUCUGCUAUCUGGUCGUGGGCUGUGCCUAUGUGGCCGGCCUGGGGGCGGGCGACUCCGUCUCGUGCCGAGAGCCAUUUCCGCCGCCCGUCAAGCUCGGCCGACUGCAGAUGAUGUCCACCAUCACACAGGGCCACCGCCAAACCACAUCCUGCACGGUUUUAUUCAUGGCCCUGUACUUCUGCUGCAUGGCGGCCUUCGCCUGGUGGUCGUGUCUGGCGUUCGCCUGGUUCCUGGCCGCUGGCCUCAAAUGGGGCCACGAGGCGAUUGAGAACAAGUCGCACUUAUUCCACCUGGUUGCGUGGGCGGUGCCAGCCCUUCAGACCAUCUCCGUGCUCGCCCUGGCUAAAGUUGAAGGCGACAUCCUCUCGGGCGUUUGCUUUGUUGGCCAACUGGACACUCACUCCCUGGGCACUUUUCUGAUCCUGCCACUCUGCAUUUAUCUCUGGAUUGGGGCUCUGUUCCUUCUGGCCGGUUUCAUCUCACUCUUCCGCAUCCGGACCGUCAUGAAGACGGACGGAAAGCGAACCGACAAGCUGGAGCGCCUGAUGCUGAGGAUUGGCUUCUUUUCCGGGCUCUUCAUCCUACCGGCGGUGGGAUUACUGGGUUGUCUGUUCUAUGAGUACUACAACCUCGACGAGUGGAUGAUCCAGUGGCACCGGGACAUCUGCAAGCCCUUCUCGAUCCCCUGUCCGGCGGCCAGAGCGCCGGGCACUCCGGAGGCUCGGCCCAUCUUCCAGAUCUUUAUGGUCAAGUAUCUCUGCUCGAUGCUCGUGGGUGUGACCUCGAGCGUGUGGCUGUACUCCAGCAAGACGAUGGUCAGCUGGCGGAACUUUGUGGAGCGAUUGCAAGGAAAGGAGCCCCGGACCCGGGCGCAGGCGUACGUCUAGUAUGAGACGGGACCACGGACGGGGGGCUGGGAGGGCAAGUCGCGCCAACAGACGGCCGACCAGACCCCGGACCAGACUCCCGAUCCCGAGGCGGCCAACGAGAGUUACUUAGAGUUUAGCACGUAGACCGACACCCCGCCCUCCCACAAAAUACAGUCGUAGUUCGUAGUGGCUUUGUAUAAAGUUCAUUCUCUAUCCCCCUGAAACAGAAAAAAAAAUCACAAAAAAAAAACAAGAAGAAAGUAAGCGAUCAAAAUCAAAAGUUGACCCUAGGCUAUUGUUUGAGUUUAUUAAAGAAAAAAAAUAUUAGUGGAUACGGAAGCAAGCUUGUUGAACCAAAACUAUGCAUAUAAGUUGAGACUCUAGUUCUAAGUCGAGUUGUAUUCUGUAGGCUUUCAUUUAUUUCGUGGCAUUCGAUCUUUUCCGUUUUGACGCAAGUGUUAGGUUAGACAUUCGAGAUCAGUUUUGAUUUUUGUGAAAGCUUUAAAUGUGCCCUACCAUUAAUUAAUUGACGUAUAUAAAUAAAAUAAGUAUUAUAAUUAUGGCAUUAAACGAGAUGUGAGCUG